Molecule: messenger RNA, 613 nt
Organism: Manis pentadactyla (Chinese pangolin)
Lineage: Eukaryota; Metazoa; Chordata; Mammalia; Pholidota; Manidae
Gene: DBI
Product: diazepam binding inhibitor, acyl-CoA binding protein
Exons: 4
Coding region: 130-393 (87 amino acids)
Biological process (GO): fatty acid metabolic process
Cellular component (GO): mitochondrion
Molecular function (GO): fatty-acyl-CoA binding
Source: RefSeq, a predicted model, not a curated record
CUCGCCCACUCUCAGUUAGGGAGGUCUGCGGCUGCGCCUCUGAAAGCGCAGCCGGUCUUAUCGUGUAGUACUUCUUCCUGCUCCUUGCUGCCUUAGUGGCCUCGUGGGAUUCCUUGCAACGCCAGCAGCAUGUCUCAGGCUGAGUUUGACAAAGCUGCUGAGGAUGUUAAGAACCUCAAGACCAAACCAGCAGAUGAUGAGAUGCUGUUCAUCUACGGCCACUACAAGCAAGCAACUGUGGGUGACAUAAAUACAGAGCGGCCUGGGCUGUUGGACCUCAGAGGCAAGGCCAAGUGGGAUGCCUGGAACUCACUGAAAGGAACUGCCAAGGAAGAUGCCAUGAAAGCUUACAUCAACAAAGUAGAAGACCUAAAGAAAAAAUAUGGAAUAUAAGGGACUAGAUUAAACUGCCAGCCACACAACUUAUCUGAACUGAUAUAAUGCCUUGUUUUUCUAAUACUAUGGAUGAAAUGAAAUAAUGAAAAUAACCAGUUAGCCCAGUUCUUCAAGACUGUCCAGGAUAUAGCUCUAACACAUUAGGGGCUGAAGUAGCUACUGCUCUUUGCUGAGUAGUUCUAUCUGUAGGUAAUUAAAAGUGCAUUUGUUACUUAAA